UUGUUUUUUUUUUUUUUAAGUUAUUCCUGUGCAACGAAAUGUUAUUCCGAUUUUACCCCCAACGUGAAAGCCGAUGAUCAUUACCCUCGAAGGUCUAAGCGCUUCACCCCACGCAAACCGGAUUCCGAAUCGGUCCAUAACCGGCGACGUGUCGUCGAUUGCUGUAGUUUAGAAGAUCAAGAAGCUCAGCUCUUCCAUCAUCGACUGCAACCUCUUCUGAAGAGGGUAUUUAAGAUUAGGUCACUUAACCUUUCGGAUGAUGAACUAUUGAACUCUGAAGUCCGAACCCGCCUUGCAUGCAUCUGCACAGAAACAAUUGUAAGAUCGCAGACGGCAAUUUGAGCUUUCGGUUUCUCUAAAGUUUUCGGUCGAUACUGUAUUUUCUCUAUACUCUCCCCUGUUUGGAAAUGGAGGUCUCAGCUUUUUCGGCAACUACUGGACGGUAUUCCUGUUCUUCUGCAGAUUUGGGAUCGCUAAAAACCAAGAAGCAUCCCAUUUGGCGUCAAUGCUCGGUGGCCAUUUCUCCGAAUAAAAAUGCCGGACAACCUUUACUGGUUCAAAUUGGAUUUACGACUCCAAAAAAGAACCGAUUCAAGGUGCUGUCAAGUCAAAAGAAAGAAAUUCCUGUUGUAGAGGCCAGGAAUAUUGAUGAGAUAUAUGAUGGUUUAGCUGAACGCCUUCUUCCUACAGCAGCAGUGGCAUCAAAUCCUAAUCUAAAGUAUAUCGUGGGUUUAGCUGGUCCACCUGGUGCUGGGAAGACCACUAUUGCAUCUGAAGUAAUUCGCCGAAUAAAUAUGCUGUGGUCCCAGAAGGCUCCUUCAAUGGCUUCUGAAGUUCAGCCUCCAAAUGUUGCUAUUGUUCUUCCCAUGGAUGGUUUCCAUCUUUACCGUCACCAACUUGAUGAAAUGGAGAAUCCAGAGGAAGCUUAUGCAAGAAGGGGAGCUCCAUGGACUUUUGAUCCCACACGACUGCUGACAUGCCUCAAGGCUCUUAGGAAUCAGGGAUCAGUUUAUGCUCCAUCAUUCGACCAUGGUGUUGGAGAUCCUAAAGAAGAAGAUAUUUUUGUGAACCUGCAGCACAAAAUAGUAAUAGUAGAAGGAAAUUACUUGUUCCUUGAAGAUGGCAUCUGGAAGGAGAUUUCUUCUAUAUUUGAUGAGAAAUGGUUCGUUGAAGUUGAUAUUGACACAGCAAUGCAACGAGUCCAAAAGAGGCAUGUUUCGACUGGAAAACCUCCUGAUGUAGCUAAAUGGAGGAUUGAAUACAAUGACCGGCCAAACGCAGAGCUCAUCAAUAAGUCAAAGAAGCAUGCAGAUCUAGUAAUCAGGUCAGUAGACUUCCAGAGCUGAUUCCGGAGGCCUAAUCAAAGGGGGAAAAAGAGGAGGAAAGCAUAGUCAAUACAGGAUAAUCUGAUUGAUUGUGGGUUUUGGUGCAUAUUCCUCCACCGUAAGGUGAAAAAAUAAAUAAAAUAAAACAAAGGAUUUUAUUGCUCCUUUGUUCUCUGUUAUUUUUUUUUUUGGGUGGGGAGAUGGUUUCAUCCAUUGAAAAUGCCAAGGACUCAAGGAUGACCACUUUAAUGAGGGAAUUCUAUAAAUUCAGUAUGUUCCUAGAAAAAGUUGCCUGUAUUUGGGAUAGUGACCAUAAUCUACAAGAUAAAAACUGAAUGCCAAAACAGGUAUACAAAGAAAAUAAAUGAAAGUGCUGCUAUAUUUGAUUGAUA
Macadamia integrifolia is the source of this 1717-nucleotide messenger RNA. Its product is annotated as putative uridine kinase C227.14. Gene Ontology annotation, cellular component: cytoplasm. Gene Ontology annotation, molecular function: kinase activity; ATP binding. The transcript is spliced from 12 exons. The record is from RefSeq and is a predicted model, not a curated record. The coding region runs from base 408 to 1346 and encodes 312 amino acids. Lineage: Eukaryota; Viridiplantae; Streptophyta; Magnoliopsida; Proteales; Proteaceae.